Uncinocarpus reesii 1704 is the source of this 1755-nucleotide messenger RNA. RefSeq lists its product as uncharacterized. The transcript has 3 exons. Gene Ontology annotation, molecular function: double-stranded telomeric DNA binding. The coding region runs from base 1 to 1755 and encodes 584 amino acids. Lineage: Eukaryota; Fungi; Ascomycota; Eurotiomycetes; Onygenales; Onygenaceae. The record is from RefSeq and is a predicted model, not a curated record. Gene Ontology annotation, biological process: telomere maintenance via telomere lengthening.
AUGGUCAAAGCAACGGAAGCUCUUCCCCACGCCGAGAAUUUGAACUGGAGGCCAGACGGGAUUUACCAGAAAGCUAACCUCGCGCAAUUAACGUUGGAUAUUAUAUACUUUUGCAACGGGACGACACCCGACUCUCCACUAGAUGUUAUUGACAGCCUGUUCCCGGCACCGUUCAUCUCAUUGGACUCGAGGGAGCACGGCCUAUCUGACGAGGCCUCAGCAAGGAAAAUUUUCGAAAUGGGCCUGGCGAUUCGAACUCAGCGUUGUAUACUUACAAUGCACGAGGCCCCAAAGGCAACAAACAGCGAAAUGAUAUUAAGAGACAUAUUCAAUGCCUCUUGUGCAGAUACUGCGCUGCGCGGGUGGGAGAUGGGUGGCCUUCAAGAUGAAAUGGGCGAUCUACCCGACAGAUUCCAUGAUCAAGUUCAAAAGAGAAUUGAAAAGAUUCGGGAAGCGCUCCGAAAGGACACGUCAAUACCCGUAGACUUCACUACGCUGAAGACUGCAUUUCCAUGGUCCGAAUUCGUCGUGCAGCUUGCAGCAUGGGUUCGAGAAACAACCGCUCAAAUAAACAAUCGGCUGCGGGAGCAGGAGGACCACAUUACAGCGAUAGCUAAAUUGCGGCAAGGAUUAGAGUCAAGGAUGGGCACCGAGUCGUUGCGACCAACGCCGGCGCUGGCAGCGUCACCCGGGUCAAGCGUGCACUUCUGGAGAGAGGCCCGACAAGCUUCGCAAAGAACAGUCACGCCGGCAGUACGCGCUUCACCAGAAACCGACAAUCAACAACUGCCCCUGCAGCCAGAACCUCCACCACCCCUUCCGCCCGCAGCACCCCAAAGAAACUUUAUAUCUAUCACGUCGAUCCGGCAUCUCCAAAAGCUAAGGGAACGAACCUGCGCUGCCGUUUCUCCAGGCCUCCCGCGUAGAUCGCUAAGCCAAAGCCACGAGCGUGGGUCGGUAAGGACAGCAGGGCCCGCGGAAACCAGCAACAAGGGAGACGAGCAGACCUCAGCUUUAGUGGACAUUGACAGCACUCCUGUUUCGUCACGAAGAACAUUCUUGAACCGCCAAGCAAAUGCGGAAAGAGUGUCUCCAAUCCGAUACACCCAGGAUGGGGCCGACUUGGAACCAGACAUGGAAAACACAAGGAAACGACGCCGCGCGGAGGAGAAUGAAAGUGAGGAGAGUGCAUUUGAGGACAGACCUGGCGUGUAUAACGACACCCCUCGCCCCUCAAAAAGACGGCGAGUUGAUCCGAGGGCGACGACUACACAGGCCAGCUCGGCGCCGUCACCAAGAGUUCCACGGCGCUCCCAAUCAGUCACGGCUGAGGCUGCUUCGGCUCCGGCCUUGCACCGUCAGCGCCCCGAGGGUGUUAGGAGCAGAGAGAACGCCGUUAGAAGGCUGCUGAACCCAACUUUGCCAGGAGCGCCAAGAGUGCGUUUGGCCUGGACAGCUCAGGAAUCCAGACAGCUAGUGCGUUUGGUACGAAAAUACGGGCCGUCUUGGGUAGCCAUAAAAUCGGCCGACGAUGAGGAGGAGGAGCCGAAGCUUGCUAAUCGGGGUCAAGUUCAACUCAAGGAUAGGGCGCGCCAAAUGGUCUUUGACUGGCUCAGGGCCGGGCAGCGGCUGCCAAAGAAUUUCAUACUGAUUGGCCUUUCCGCGAAACAUAUUGCCAAAUUGGAAGCCAUGGGCAUAGAUUUUAUGCAGCGAAGGGAGGAGAGUGAGCAUGAAGAUGAUUAUGAGGAUGAAUGA